Molecule: messenger RNA, 516 nt
Organism: Penicillium odoratum
Lineage: Eukaryota; Fungi; Ascomycota; Eurotiomycetes; Eurotiales; Aspergillaceae
Exons: 2
Coding region: 1-516 (171 amino acids)
Biological process (GO): maturation of 5.8S rRNA from tricistronic rRNA transcript (SSU-rRNA, 5.8S rRNA, LSU-rRNA); nuclear-transcribed mRNA catabolic process, RNase MRP-dependent
Cellular component (GO): ribonuclease MRP complex
Molecular function (GO): rRNA primary transcript binding
Source: RefSeq, a predicted model, not a curated record
AUGGACCAACAAGAGAUCUCGGCAGUCCACACUGUCCUACACUUGAUAUAUCAUCGCAACAAGAAUCAACAUCAGAGAGCCAAAUGGUGGAAAUGGCUGGCCACUUUAAAGCGUACUACGUUGGACCUGGGAUCGCUGGACUCGACGGCAGUUGAGCGCUACCAGCAGCAUCUGGCCGUACAUUUAAUUCCCCGAUGCUAUCUAGCAUUUUCCACAGUUGUGGCCGAGAACCAGUUCGCGACUUUGGGGAUCGCUCUUCUGGCCGCACUUUCACGUCUGGCCAAGGCUACUGGCGCCGACCGUAAACUCAAAUCACAAUCUCGACAAAUAAAGCAAAAAGUGAUUGUUUCAACCCCAACCGAGGAUUGGGGAGAACGCAUCCGUCGCGACGAUUUACCAGAACCGAGUCAAGUCUUCAUGGAAAGAGAGCGGCCUUUGAAGGGAAAGACUGUCAAACCCAAGACCGCCAAGCGCAAGAAAAAUGCCAUCGACGAUCUUUUCAGUGGACUAUUCUAA